This is a messenger RNA of Girardinichthys multiradiatus, 1501 nucleotides long. It is a transcript of the gene mrps35, whose product is annotated as mitochondrial ribosomal protein S35. The record is from RefSeq and is a predicted model, not a curated record. The coding region runs from base 275 to 1279 and encodes 334 amino acids. The transcript has 8 exons. Lineage: Eukaryota; Metazoa; Chordata; Actinopteri; Cyprinodontiformes; Goodeidae. Gene Ontology annotation, biological process: mitochondrial translation. Gene Ontology annotation, molecular function: structural constituent of ribosome. Gene Ontology annotation, cellular component: mitochondrial small ribosomal subunit.
AGAGCCAACAGCUGGUCACGCGUAUGGAGCCGUCGCGCGUCCACGGAUAAUAGUUAAGAAGAUAUUUAAAGCGCGGACAUCACAGAUAGUUGUUAUAGCAUCUUUACCUGAGCUACGCUGUGAAAGAGUUGUAACUAUUUUACUCGAGAUAAGUUUAAAAAUCUGUUUUCAUCUGCAGGAGGCACUGAAACACUCACAACGGGUCAACGUGACGUUUCGCAAUCAAAAUACAUUGUCUCUCGUCGGGUUCCGUAGUCAAUGAGGGAGGAAAAACAUGGCGUCUCUCACUAGAAAUGUAUUUCUGUCCCUAGGUCGAACAUUUUUUUCUGGUUUGGGAAUAAAGGAAACAACAAACAGAGUCACAUAUGCGACAGCUUUGUUCGCAAACUCUACUUCUGGAAAUAAAGGCCUUCCAGACAGAGGUGGUAGAGGAUCUGUUGGCAGAAGACCAAGGAGAGAACCUGGGGAACCCAGGACUGUGAAGAUGCCGUUAGAUCAGGACUGGACCUCAGUUUAUCCUUCGGCAACCUCCUUCAAGUCAAAUGCUGUCCCCCUUCCUGUGAGGAUGGGUUACCCGGUGAAGAGAGGUGUUCCACCAGAGAAGAAGGGCAACUUGGAGUUAGUAAAGAUACCAAACUUUCUGCAUUUGACACCAGCAGCUAUCAAGAAACACUGUGAAGCUCUGAAACCUUUCUGCACAGAGUGGCCCUCAGCCUUGGACACCGAUGCCAAAUGCGACGAGCACUUUCCGAUUAAAGUCGAGAGCACAGACUACGUGUGUGCUGGCCCGUCUGUCAGGAAUGCCUCAGCUCGGAUUGUUCAUCUCAAAGUAAAGUUGUCCCGUUUCAACCUGGAUGACCAUGCACGCAAGAAAAUGCUCAAACUUGUUGGGGAGAGGUACUGCAAAGACUCAGACAUUCUCAGCAUCACAACAGACAGCUGCCCUCUGAGACAGCAGAACUAUGAAUAUGCCAAGUACCUGCUAACUGUUCUGUACCAUGAAUCCUGGAAAAUUGAAGCCUGGGAGGCGGAGAAGACCGCUGCAGACAUGGAGGAGUACAGCUGGGAGGACAGCCUGUCCCAAAAGAACAUGCUGGACACGCUGCUGCGCAUGAAAGUGGCCGGAGAGGGAGAGGAUGAUGAAGUGAGAAAGCAGCUGCUGGAAAGAGAAGAGGUGCAGGAUUAUAAGGACUCGAUUGUGAGGCUAAAAAACGAAGGAGCAAGUGAGAGCAGCAUCCUGCAGUACAAGGAGGCCGUCAGGAAGGUACUCAACGUGUGAAAACUUCAGAGGUGCUAAUAAACAUUUACAGGAAGGUCGAGACCAAGAGCAACAAGGAUCUUCAAUUAUCAAGAAUAUCUUAAGGAUUGGGCCGCAUUGUUCUAGUACCAUAAUGAUCUCAAAUAUCUGAGCUGGUCAGCAGUAUUUAUUUUCUAAAAUACAUCUGCUGUAAUAUCCAGUAUGUGAUGUGUUUUUAAUACAAAAAUACAAGUGUAAUAUACA